This is a messenger RNA of Daldinia childiae, 2136 nucleotides long. Its product is annotated as Bifunctional solanapyrone synthase. NCBI's taxonomy places the organism in Eukaryota, Fungi, Ascomycota, Sordariomycetes, Xylariales, Hypoxylaceae. The record is from RefSeq and is a predicted model, not a curated record. The transcript is spliced from 8 exons. Gene Ontology annotation, molecular function: FAD binding. The coding region runs from base 1 to 2136 and encodes 711 amino acids.
AUGGUCUGUCUUACCGUAUCCCGGGCUCUUGCUGGCUUCCUACUUUUCUUCUGCUCCAUAGUAGAAGGAUCGCAAGACCAUGCCGUGUGCAAUCACAUCAAAACCCAACUAAACAACGGGACAGUCCAGCCGACUGCAGACACAUAUUUGGCUUUAAGCACAGAGAACUGGUCGCAGACUGUCUGGGCAAAGCCAUCAUGCAUUAUCCAGCCAUCUACUGCCGAGGAACUCUCCUACGUCGUCUCUACUGUAGUUGACUGGAAAGUGAAUUUUGCCAUUCGCUCCGGUGGUCACUCGGUCGUACCUGGAGCCGCAAAUAUCAACCGUGGUGUUCUAAUUGACCUAGCGAACUUCAACUCGGUAGAUUAUGAUGCGGACAAGAAAGUCGCUGUCGUGGGUUCAGGGUUGCGGUGGAAAGAAGUUUAUACCUCACUAGACCAGUAUAACGUAACAGUUGCUGGUGGUAGAGUCUUGGACGUCGGUGUCGGCGGUCUAACUCUUGGGGGCGGUCUUUCGUACCUAACCGACCUGUACGGCUUAGUAUGCGAUAACGUGGUUAAUUACGAGGUUGUCACUUCAGCUGGAGCCGUUAUAAAUGCGAACGCAGAAUCGAACCCGGAUUUAUUCUGGGCUCUGAAGGGGGGUAUCAACAACUUCGGUAUCGUCACUAAGUUCACACUGAAAACUUACGACAUCCACGAUGUUUGGGGUGGAGUCAAAGUAUACUCCUUAGACGCUUUGCCGGCAUUAUUUGAUGCCAUGUACCAAUAUCAGUCGGUUGAAAACAAGGACCCCUACGCGAACAUUAUGUUGCAAGCUUUCCCGACAAACGCAACCAUUGGUGCCAUAGUAAAUAUCGUAUACUUAAAGCCAGAGGAGGAGCCGGAAGCAUUCGCACCUUUCCGGAAUAUCACGCCUCUAGCCGAUUUGACCAAGCUCCAAACAUUAACCGAACUGAUGCUCGCAGCACCUCUUCCCGAGUUGACACGGGUGAAUUGGUUCAGUGCAAGCUUCGCCACCGAUAAGGAACUAUUUAAUAAAGUGGGAGAUAUUGUGUCCAAGGCCCCAGAGUUAGAGAGCCUGAAGAGCCUAACUGCAGGGUCUUUAGCAUUCGGUUGGCAACCAAUUUCCAGCAGUGCCGUACUCGCUGGACAAGCAAGUGGUGGUAACGCGCUUGGACUAAAGCCCGUUAAUCAGACUUGGCUUGUUCUUGACGUGGGCUGGUGGUCUCCCGAGGACGACGAGCUGGCGCAUAAUUACACGCAGAGUAUGAUCAACAAGAUCGACGACGCAUCUAAGGCUAGCGGGCACUAUGUUGACUAUAUUUUCAUGAACGACGCAGCUGCGGACCAGCCUGUUAUUGAGCACUACGGACAGGAGAAUGUUGCAAAGUUGAAGAGAGCGGCAGAAAAAUACGAUCCUGAUGGAGUAUUCCAAACUUUAGCAUCAGGGGGGUUCAAGCUACCUAAGUCUUUCGAAGGCGGAAUAACUACACGUGUGAUCACUCACCCUUCUCAUCCCAACCGAGCCUUCGCUUACGACGUGACCUUUCUCCUCCAACAUCCACGGGUCGUCGCAGUCGCAUCGCAGAAGCCGCCGCUUCAUUUCCACCCACAUCAGGAGGAAUAUCUCCAGGUGCUCGAAGGAAGUCUAGCUGUAGAAGUUGAAGGCAAGGAACGCAUUCUCGUCCCUGAAGAUGGGGAGGUUACCUUUCCUCCGUGGACAAACCAUAGGCUGUACUCGCCGGUUACCAAUAAUACCGACGAGAACUUAAAGGUGACGAGAUUCUUACUUUCAGCCGAGAGCACCCCUGAGCUAUUCAAGCUUGAUACCGUCUUCUUCGAGAAUUGGUAUGCAUACCAAGACCAAAUAGUUGUCAAGGGCGAGAAGGUCGACUUGAUUCAGGUUAUGAGCAUGUUUGAUGCAGGUGGUUCUUACCUUUCACUCCCACGCUGGAUACCGUUUAGCAAGACAUUGGCAUAUGCUCUUGGUGUUGUAGUAGGUAGAUGGCUAGGAAGUAUUCUAGGAUAUCAGCCGUUCUAUCGUAAGUGGACGACAGAUUGGCAAUCGGCAUGCCACAAGAUGGACAUGUCUAUCUUUCAAAGGCGGUUUGCAGAUCGAGCCAAGACUGAAUAG